Myodes glareolus (Bank vole) is the source of this 947-nucleotide messenger RNA. RefSeq names its product glutamate rich 4 (gene Erich4). The record is from RefSeq and is a predicted model, not a curated record. NCBI's taxonomy places the organism in Eukaryota, Metazoa, Chordata, Mammalia, Rodentia, Cricetidae.
CUCCUGGAUCUUUCUUCUCCCCCAUGCCCAUCCCGCAGCUUCCCAGGCGACUGGGCCCCUUGGACCUUGCUACUUCCUGCUUUCAGUCCAUAGUUCAGACCAUGGAGCUGUGGGUACAGCUGAAGCAGGCCGGACUGGAGCUCCUUGGAUUGGGUCCACCUCCCCAGGCGCUAAUGAUGCCCCCGCCAGAGGGGAACCCUGGCCAGACCCUUCUAUCCUCAGGGGCAGAACUUGGGAGUGCCAGGGGGCCACUGCUGUGGAUCUGGGAGGAGCUGGAGAACCUGCGCCGAGUGGAUUUCCAGCUGUUGGGACAGCUGUGUCACCUGGGAUUGGAGAUGGGGGCCCUGCGGGAGGAGCUGAUCACCAUCCUGGAAGAGGAGGAGGAAGCAGCGGAGGAGGAAGAGGAGAGCCGUGUUGAAGAAGAGGAUGAAGGGCCUCAGGGGAAGCAGGAGGAGGGACAUCCAGGGGUCUCCUAUCCAGCCCUGUGCCUCCCCGACUUUGAGAUAACCAUCUGAGGUGAUAGAGUUUGACACAUAAAUGAGAUGCAAAUUUAUGCAAAAGCAAGAAGAGAUUCGGGUCCAAUCAGACAGAAUCAAUGGUGUUCCUUCAGCAGGCUGUUCUCAGGAGAUUCUGACAAUGGAGCCUGGAGAUGUGGGCUGGUUUGACUGUAGCUCUAUGUGCAGAAAUGUUCCCAGUGUGGCCUGAAGAGCCAGUGAUUGGCAAAAGUGAUGGAGAUGUUAGCAGACAGGAUGGAAGAUCAGUUCAGCCUAGUGUGGUAGAUGUCAUGGCUAUUAAGCGACUGAGACAUCACAAGUUCAGAGGGAGAUGUGGAAUGAGACAAAGGUCAGCGACCUGUGAGGUAAAAGCCUCCCAAUACUUAAAAUAUUGAUUACAUGUUGAAAUGAUGUUUUGAAUACAUGGAAUAAAAUAUAAAUUUUGUAUGCUUU